Messenger RNA from Pochonia chlamydosporia 170, 669 nucleotides. RefSeq lists its product as hypothetical. The record is from RefSeq and is a predicted model, not a curated record. NCBI's taxonomy places the organism in Eukaryota, Fungi, Ascomycota, Sordariomycetes, Hypocreales, Clavicipitaceae. The transcript is spliced from 2 exons. The coding region runs from base 1 to 669 and encodes 222 amino acids.
AUGGAUGAUGGAACUGAACUAGACGGCGCGGAGGAUGGGGAGCUCGCAGACGAUUGGGACGAUGCCGCCGAAGAUUGUUUAGAAGACGCAGCUGUUGGUGGCGCAGAUGAAGGAGAUACCUGGGACGACUUGGCUGAUGACGGCGAAGACGACAUACCUGAAGACGCAGAAGGUCCCAUCUUGGAAGAAACCGAGGCGCUCUUAGAUACCGAUGGCGCGGAUAAUGCAGAUGAUUCAGACGGCGCAGGUGAUAUCUUGGAACCAGAGUUGCUAGAUACAGCAGAUGAAGCUGAGAUUCUUUCUGACAUCGACGAAGGCACAGGAAGAUUGGACUUUCCGGAAACUGACACACCAGAUGGCGCUGAGGCUCGUUCUGAAAGCGAUGAAAACACAGGGAGAAUGGACCUUUCCGACGGAACUGGUGCACCGGAGGAGGCUACUUCACUUGGAGACAGUAAAGUUGACGCCGGCGAGACAAACAUCGUAGACGAUCUCACAGGCUUUCCAGACUUACCGCCCUCGUUCACAGAAGAUGCAGUAGAUUGCCCGAUUGGAGGCGGAAGAAUGCCUGUCUUGGAGUUUGGCGGAGUCUUUGUUCCCCCAUUAGGACCUGUAUUGGUGUUGGAUGCCAUUCCGCCAUUAUUGGUACCAGUGCCGCCCGAUUCUUGA